Molecule: messenger RNA, 351 nt
Organism: Suillus discolor
Lineage: Eukaryota; Fungi; Basidiomycota; Agaricomycetes; Boletales; Suillaceae
Exons: 1
Coding region: 1-351 (116 amino acids)
Source: RefSeq, a predicted model, not a curated record
AUGUCCUCUAGUGUCGGGUUCCAGCCUCCUGCGGGGCGGCAUUAUGCUUACACUCCCUUUAAUAUCGGGUCACAACAUCCCAAGGUCAAACAUGAUGCUCGUAUGCCCUCUAGCGUCGGGUCCCAGCCUCUCGCUGGGUGGUAUAAACAUUGGACGCCGCCAAGUGUGGGAGCCAGCGGCAUGAUCAUAUUGUUACCUUCGAACCUGACAUAUCCUCAUGCAUUAAACACCACGUUUCCGCCAAGCAGUCAACUCUAUCCAUCUACCAACGCUUCUGCAGCCUCACCCCCGAGCACGUCAUCAUUCAGACCUCGUGCAUGCAUACUGGGGACGAAGAGGGGUCGAGACUGA